Messenger RNA from Penicillium canariense, 1185 nucleotides. RefSeq lists its product as uncharacterized. The coding region runs from base 1 to 1185 and encodes 394 amino acids. The record is from RefSeq and is a predicted model, not a curated record. The transcript has 2 exons. Lineage: Eukaryota; Fungi; Ascomycota; Eurotiomycetes; Eurotiales; Aspergillaceae.
AUGGUAUCCUCUACUGCCCUUACAUCGAAGGUGGCCUCUGGCACCCCAUACCAGCUGGACAAUUCCCAGGUUGUCAAAGCUUCCUCCGCACUGCUGCGCCAUAUCAAGUCGAACCAGGAGGAGAAGGAAAAGUCGGCGACCAAGAAGACCCUGAUCGGCGACAACGACUCAGACGAUGAGGACACUCCUGUCAACAAUGAGGCAGUAUGGCUCCUCCUUACCACCAAGAAGCACGUCGUGGACAAGAACCGCCUGAAGCCCGGCAAGAUCACUAUCCCGCACUCCCUCAACACGUCGCCCUCGCUCAGCAUCUGUGUCAUCACCGCCGACCCGCAACGCGGUUUCAAGGAUGUCGUCGCGGAUCCAGCUUUCCCCCAAGAACUUUCCUCGCGCAUUGAGAAGGUCAUUGGCUUCACCAAGCUGAAGGCUCGCUACCAGAGUUUCGAGAGCCGGCGCCAAUUGUUCUCCGAGCACGAUGUCUUCCUGGCUGAUGACCGGAUCAUUACCCGCCUGAUCCCAACCCUCGGAAAGAUCUUCUACAAGUCGAGCAAGCGCCCGAUCCCCAUUCGCAUUGCAGAAAUUGAAAAGGUGGAUGGCAAGCGCGUCAAGAAGGACCCCAAGCAGAAGCCCUCCAAGGAUGAGAAGAGCGCAUCCUUCGCGGCGCCUCUCAUCUGUGCCAAGGAGAUCGAGCGCACACUGCACUCCGCUGCCGUCCAGCUUGCGCCCUCUACCUCCUCCGCUAUCCGUGUCGGCUCGUCUAAGUUCACUGCCGAGCAAUUGUCCGAGAACAUCGCGGCCGUCGUCAACGGUAUGGCGGAGAAGUUUGUGAACAAGGGCUGGAGGAACAUCAAGGCGAUCCACGUCAAGGGCGCGAACACUAUGGCUCUCCCGAUUUGGCUGGCCAAUGAGCUGUGGGUGGAAGACGGUGACGUGGUGGAGGAGACUGCAGCUAUCGAGGAUGGCGCCAAGGCCAGCAAGAAGCGCAAGUCUCUUGGUGACGAGAAACUGCUGGAAGGCAAGAAGCCCAAGAAGACCAAGUCUGCCGACGACGAGGACGACGCUGAGUCUGCGACGGCCAGGAAAGAGAAGCUCCAGAAGCAGAAGGCUAAGGCUCUCGAGGACGGCGAGACUGUGCAGACCGAAGCCCCGAAGGCGGGCAAGAAGAAGAGAAAGUCGACCUCAUAA